Molecule: messenger RNA, 723 nt
Organism: Closterium sp. Naga37s-1
Lineage: Eukaryota; Viridiplantae; Streptophyta; Zygnematophyceae; Desmidiales; Closteriaceae
Source: the annotation of a GenBank genome assembly
GUGCAUCUGUGGCAGCAUCAUGAGUCACUCUCCUCGCGCCAUCUCUCCGACUCCCUCUCCUCACUGCACCGCUACUUUGACUACAGCGCGGGCAUGGCAGCGGUGGGCGGCCGGGCGGCAUCGGACUGGUGGGCGGGGCGGUUCCAGGCAGGGCUGCUGGUGGAGGGGGGCAUGCAUGCCCGCUACGGGCAUGUGCAGCACGCCAUGGGGGCCCUGAUCGAGACAGUGCACAUGGCACAGCAGGAAAGUGAUGACGUGUGCUUGGUGCAUGCCCUCACAGCCAUCUGCCACCUCCUAUCACAGACUGCCACGUCAGACACACCCCGCCAGCUUUCAGUCCUAGGUGCCCCCAGCUUGCUGCAGCAGCCAACACUGCUGGAGGGGGGAGUGUGGCGCGGUGGGGGGGUUAGCGGAGGGAAGAAGGGGCGGGUGAGAGGCGAGGGGAUUGCGGGGGGAGGGGAGGGGGCGCAUGGGGGCGUGGAUGGGGAGGGGGGAGGUGGGGCGGCAGUGGCGGGCGGCGUGCAGCAGCAGGUGUGUGCGCUGCUGCAGCGCUGCCUGGUGCGUGCCGCCCAGCUGAGACUGCCGCGACUCGUCUUUGCCAUCCAGCUGCUGCUCACGCGCUACAGUGUCGAGCACGUAACGGACGGGAGAGCACUCCACGCCACCACCUCCCUCUCUCUUCCUCCCUCCGACUUCAACCCAUCCCCUCUCCUUGUUUGCCAA